Macaca mulatta (Rhesus monkey) is the source of this 4046-nucleotide messenger RNA. RefSeq names its product WD repeat domain 11 (gene WDR11). Gene Ontology annotation, molecular function: protein binding. The record is from RefSeq and is marked provisional. Gene Ontology annotation, cellular component: cytoplasm. NCBI's taxonomy places the organism in Eukaryota, Metazoa, Chordata, Mammalia, Primates, Cercopithecidae.
AGCACAGUGUCCGCCGUUUCCUGGUUGCGGGUCAGCGCCGAGGUCCUGGGCUGGCAGCCGGGAUGUUGCCCUACACAGUGAACUUCAAGGUGUCGGCGCGCACCCUCACGGGGGCCCUCAACGCCCACAACAAGGCGGCGGUGGACUGGGGCUGGCAAGGUUUAAUUGCUUAUGGAUGUCAUUCACUUGUGGUAGUGAUUGAUUCCAUUACUGCCCAAACUCUUCAAGUUUUAGAAAAGCAUAAAGCUGAUGUUGUCAAGGUUAAAUGGGCCAGGGAAAACUAUCACCAUAACAUUGGCUCACCAUAUUGCUUGCGCUUAGCUUCUGCUGAUGUCAAUGGGAAGAUCAUCGUCUGGGAUGUAGCAGCAGGAGUAGCUCAGUGUGAGAUCCAAGAGCAUGCCAAGCCCAUCCAGGAUGUUCAGUGGUUGUGGAAUCAAGAUGCUUCCCGUGAUUUACUGCUUGCUAUCCACCCACCAAAUUACAUUGUGCUCUGGAAUGCAGACACUGGCACCAAACUAUGGAAGAAGAGCUACGCAGAUAACAUUCUUUCUUUUUCUUUUGACCCUUUUGAUCCCUCACAUUUAACUUUGCUCACCAGCGAGGGCAUUGUUUUCAUCUCAGACUUCUCCCCAUCCAAGCCUCCCUCAGGCCCUGGGAAAAAAGUUUACAUAUCCAGCCCACACUCUAGCCCAGCUCACAACAAGCUGGCCACAGCCACAGGUGCCAAGAAAGCUCUAAAUAAAGUAAAAAUUUUAAUCACUCAAGAGAAACCUAGUGCUGAAUUCAUAACUCUCAAUGAUUGCCUUCAGUUGGCAUACCUGCCUUCAAAAAGGAAUCACAUGUUGUUGCUCUAUCCUCGAGAGAUUUUAAUCCUUGACCUUGAGGUGAAUCAGACAGUGGGUGUGAUUGCAAUAGAACGCACAGGAGUUCCGUUUUUACAGGUGAUACCCUGCUUUCAACGUGAUGGUUUAUUUUGUCUACAUGAAAAUGGUUGUAUAACUUUACGUGUUCGAAGAUCUUAUAAUAACAUUUUCACCACUUCAAAUGAGGAACCAGAUCCAGAUCCAGUUCAGGAGCUUACCUAUGAUUUACGAAGCCAGUGUGAUGCAAUCAGGGUGACAAAAACCGUCCGUCCCUUCAGUAUGGUAUGCUGUCCUGUCAAUGAGAAUGCAGCCGCCCUCAUAGUGAGUGAUGGCAGGGUCAUGAUAUGGGAACUCAAGUCUGCAGUUUGUAAUCGAAAUAUGCGGAACAGUAGUUCUGGUGUGUCACCUUUAUAUUCACCAGUGUCUUUCUGUGGAAUUCCUGUAGGAGUGCUACAGAACAAACUCCCAGACCUUUCCUUAGAUAACAUGAUUGGGCAAAGUGCAAUUGCUGGGGAAGAACAUCCCAGAGGUUCAAUUCUGCGGGAAGUGCACCUCAAGUUCUUGCUGACGGGACUGCUCUCAGGACUGCCUGCACCACAGUUUGCUAUCCGUAUGUGUCCACCGUUGACCACAAAAAACAUCAAGAUGUAUCAGCCACUGCUGGCUGUUGGUACAAGUAACGGUUCUGUCCUGGUGUACCAUCUCACCAGUGGUCUGCUACACAAGGAGUUAAGCAUCCACUCAUGUGAAGUCAAGGGUAUUGAAUGGACAAGUUUGACUAGUUUUCUUUCUUUUGCUACCUCAACACCAAACAAUAUGGGAUUAGUGAGAAAUGAGCUUCAACUGGUUGAUCUUCCAACAGGUAGGAGCAUUGCUUUUCGCGGUGAAAGAGGCAAUGAUGAAUCUCCCAUCGAAAUGAUUAAAGUAUCUCAUUUGAAGCAGUAUUUGGCAGUUGUAUUCAAAGAUAAACCCCUGGAGCUAUGGGAUGUUAGGACUUGUACCCUUCUUAGAGAAAUGUCCAAAAACUUCCCUGCAAUAACUGCUUUGGAAUGGUCACCAUCUCACAACUUGAAGAGCCUGAGAAAGAAGCAACUUGCUACUCGAGAGGCCAUGGCCCGCCAGACUGUGGUCUCAGACACAGAGCUGAGUAUUGUUGAAUCAUCUGUGAUCAGCUUGCUGCAGGAGGCAGAAAGUAAAUCUGAACUUAGUCAGAACAUCUCUGCCUGGGAACAUUUUGUAUUUACGGAUAAUGAUGGCCAAGUUUAUCAUCUCACUGUUGAAGGAAACUCAGUAAAAGAUAGUGCUCGGAUUCCACCAGAUGGAAGUAUGGGUAGUAUUACCUGCAUCGCUUGGAAAGGUGAUACAUUAGUGCUUGGAGAUAUGGAUGGAAAUUUAAAUUUCUGGGACUUGAAAGGCAGAGUAUCCAGAGGAAUACCUACACACCGAAGUUGGGUGAGGAAGAUUCGUUUUGCUCCUGGUAAAGGAAAUCAAAAAUUAAUAGCAAUGUACAAUGAUGGAGCCGAAGUGUGGGAUACCAAAGAGGUUCAGAUGGUGAGCAGUUUAAGAAGUGGCAGAAAUGUGACCUUUCGUAUAUUGGAUGUGGACUGGUGUACGUCAGAUAAAGUGAUCUUGGCUUCAGAUGAUGGGUGCAUCAGAGUCCUAGAGAUGUCUAUGAAGUCUGCGUGCUUUAGAAUGGAUGAACAGGAGUUAACCGAGCCUGUGUGGUGCCCCUAUCUGCUUGUUCCAAGGGCCUCCCUUGCCUUGAAAGCCUUCUUAUUACACCAGCCUUGGAAUGGACAGUAUUCUUUGGACAUUUCUCAUGUUGACUAUCCAGAAAAUGAAGAAAUAAAGAAUCUCCUCCAAGAGCAGUUGAAUUCAUUGUCUAAUGAGAUAAAGAAACUGUUGCUUGAUCCAGAAUUCACUCUCUUGCAGAGGUGCCUGCUUGUUUCAAGGCUCUAUGGUGACGAAUCGGAGCUGCACUUCUGGACUGUCGCUGCCCACUAUCUGCACAGCUUAUCCCAGGAAAAGUCAGCCAGCACAACAGCUCCUAAAGAAGCUGCUCCUCGAGACAAACUAAGCAACCCACUGGAUAUAUGCUAUGAUGUGCUCUGCGAAAAUGCCUACUUUCAGAAAUUUCAGCUAGAAAGGGUUAAUCUACAGGAAGUGAAACGGUCAACUUACGAUCAUACAAGGAAAUGUACAGACCAGCUCCUACUCUUGGGUCAAACAGACAGAGCUGUGCAGUUGCUGUUGGAAACAAGUGCAGAUAACCAGCAUUAUUACUGUGAUUCACUGAAAGCCUGUUUAGUCACUACUGUCACCUCGUCAGGCCCCUCUCAGAGCACCAUUAAGUUGGUGGCGACGAAUAUGAUUGCCAAUGGCAAACUGGCAGAGGGCGUUCAGUUGCUCUGUCUGAUAGACAAGGCUGCAGAUGCCUGUCGCUACCUGCAGACAUACGGCGAGUGGAAUCGGGCUGCAUGGCUGGCGAAAGUCCGUUUGAAUCCUGAGGAGUGUGCCGACGUUUUAAAGCGGUGGGUUGACCACCUUUGUUCUCCACAAGUCAAUCAGAAAUCAAAGGCUCUCCUGGUCCUCCUCUCUCUGGGCUGCUUUUUCAGCGUGGCAGAGACGCUUCACAGCAUGCGAUACUUUGAUAGAGCGGCCUUAUUUGUGGAAGCUUGCCUCAAGUAUGGAGCAUUUGAAGUCACUGAGGACACAGAGAAACUUAUCACUGCUGUAUAUGCAGAUUAUGCCAGGAGUUUGAAGAACCUCGGUUUUAAGCAGGGAGCAGUUCUCUUUGCUUCAAAAGCUGGAGCAGCUGGCAAAGACUUACUAAAUGAGCUUGAGUCCUCCAAGGAAGAACGCAUCGAAGAGUGACAGCUUAAUAAAUUCCAGGGAAUCUGACCUGGAAGGCAGAUGGGAGGGGGCUGGUCUGACUGUGGUCACCGCCACAGUCCAGGAUGAAGAGGAGUACAGGGUCCUGUGAGCUGUUUGACCACUGUUCUAAGGCUAUGUGUGCCCAAAAGCACAUGAGCGUCUAUGUUGGGAGUAAGUUUGUAUCCUGUGUUGAUCUCAGAAAGAAUGUGAAUGCUUAAGAUUUUGAAAGUAUAUAAUAUUUUAUACUUUUGGAGAGAGCUUUAAGAGUCCCUGGAAAUACUUUUUAAUUUUUUUAACUUAAAAUUCAAG